AUGGUGAUGGAUAAACCAUUCACCGAGGCCGACCCUGAUGUCAUUGAUCUGACGGGGAACAUUUCGUCCGGUUCUUCCACCUCGAGUUCGCUUGCAUCCUCACCAGCAAGCGCUCCUUUGGAGUCCGCAGAUUCCUCCAAAUUUGAUCUGAUGCAGGCUAAAUUGAUGCCUCCUCCGCCGGAGGAGUACCAGGUUGACAUCGAGGGUUACUUCACUUGGGAGAUCAAGCAGUGGAGUAAACUUCCUGAAGAUAAGGCACUCAGUCCCAGAUUUCAGGUAGGAGACUUUGAAUGGAAUCUUUUGCUAUUCAAGAAAACACAGACUAGUCUCAAUCCAGCAAUAUACCUGGAGCCUCAUCCUCUGAAUGCCAAUGGAACGUCUUCGGAAAAGGAUUCAGAAUGGCACGUUUGUGCCCAAUUCGUCAUUGAUGCAUGGAAUCCCCACGAUCCAACGGUGCACAGAAGCAGCGUUUCCCACCACCGUUUUAGCAGCCAGGAGACCGACUGGGGUUUCACAAAUUUCCUAGAGAAGAAGAAUCUGUUCGGCACGAGCAAGCAGACUGGCUUUAUAUACGAGGAUGCUAUCAACUUUACUGUCUAUGUGCGGAUCAUGAAGGAUCACACGGGUGUUUUGUGGCACAAUUUCAUGAACUAUGACUCGAAAAAAGAGACCGGCUUCGUGGGUUUGAAUAAUCAGGGUGCCACAUGCUACCUGAACUCUUUGCUUCAGUCGUACUUUUUCACGAAGCUAUUCAGAAAGAAGGUUUUCAGUAUUCCUACAAAGGAGGAGAGUAUAACUGAUUAUACAAAGAAGCAUAAAACUGUGGAGUUGGCUCUGCAGAGGCUUUUCUACAAGUUGCAGACUUCUGAUCACCCAGUUGAUACUCUCGAGCUUACAAAGUCGUUUGGGUGGGACAGCAGCGACGCUUUCACCCAACACGACGUGCAAGAGCUGAACAGGGUUCUCAUGGAUAUUUUGGAGAAUAGGAUGAAGGGAACUGCGAUUGAAGGCUGCCUUACUGGUAUCUUUGUGGGCAAGAUGAAGAGUUUCAUCAGAUGCAUCAACGUGGACUUUGAGAGUAGCCGCGUCGAAGACUACUGGGAUAUUCAACUGAACGUAAAAGGAAUGGGCAAUUUGGAGCAGUCGUUCGCAAACUAUAUUGAGCCAGAGGUGCUUGAUGGUGAUAACAAAUAUGAAGCCACUGGCUAUGGGCUCCAAGAUGCUAAUAAGGGUGUUGUUUUCGAAAGUUUUCCUCCUGUUUUGCAUCUUCAGUUAAAGCGCUUUGAAUAUGAUUUCCAGACACUGAACCUCAUGAAAAUCAAUGACCGCCAUGAAUUUCCCGACUCGAUUGAUCUCAAACCAUAUUUGGACAAGAGUUCAAGCACAGUGGACGAAGACUGGGAAUACGAAUUGCACGGUGUAUUGGUUCACACAGGUGAUAUAUCGACUGGCCAUUACUAUGCGUUGAUCAAACCGUCCUUGGAAGAUGAAUGGUACAGAUUUGACGAUGACCGUGUUUGGAAAUGCGUAAAAUCCGAAGUCUUUGAACAAAAUUUCGGAGCCAACAGACGACUGGACUCGGAGAUUAGGACCAUGACCAAGUCGGAGUAUGUCGAUUAUCAGCAAAGAAGACAUACAUCUGCUUACAUGCUUGUGUACCUUCGCAAAAGCAAACUGAACGAAAUCAUGGAUGAAGUUACGGAUGAAGACGUUCCGAAGCAUGUACGCACCCAAAUUGAUUUGGAAUUGGAGGCAUACGCUCGUCGCAAACGUGAAAUGGAGGAAAUGCACCUCUAUGUCAAUUUCAGAGUUUACACGAAUGAUACGUUCAUGAAAUUCCAAGGCUCUGAUUUGGGACCUCUCCACUCUACUGCGUAUGGUGAGGAUCCACAUGAUCCUGAAAGCAAUCCUAUAGCCUUCAGGUUUUUGAAAGAGGAGAAAUUCUCCAAGGUUUUAGAUACUAUUUCGGAAGCACUCGGAGGCAAAAGUGUGGAGCAGUUUCGCUUGUGGUUCAUGUCUCAUCGUGAUAACCGUACAAUCAGGCCGUGUGUGCCUGUUUCCAUUGAUUAUGAGGAGGCAAGAAACAGCUCUGUAGAGACUGUUUUCGCAGAAUACGAUAAGAAUCCAAGGGCAUAUACUAUGAGACUGUUUGUCGAAGAGCCUGAUAAGGAAUUGAGAAGAGUUGCAGAGAGUGCCUAUAAGCUGCGCUCUGAGGGCAAGUUGACCUUAGAUGAAAAAGAGCAUGUUGACUCACUGAACCUGAUAUCUCACUUCAAUCAGUUGGUUGAAGCCACUAGAGCACCAUCUCCAACACCCUUUGUUGAUGUUUCCCCAGAAAGCAACAAUCUGAUUGUGUUUUUGAAGUUUUUUGACGUUGCUAAUCAACGUUUGGUUGGAUUUACGCAUGCAAUUAUUUCGGCAGAUCAACAGGUAUCUAAGUUGACGAGGCUGAUCAACUUUCUUUUCAACCAAGAGCUUGAAGCACCCAUUAAGUACUAUGAAGAGGUCGAACCUUCUACCAUAGAGACGAUGAGUUUGUUCAACUCUUUUGAUAAGAGCGAGAUAGGAAAUGGGGACAUCAUAUGUUUCAAUAGUCUUCAGCUCCCAGACGGUGUUUUGGAGAGAGCUGAAUACAAAUCGCCUAUUGCUUUUUAUGACUUUUUUAGAACGAGGGUUCACCUUUUCUUCAAACCCCUCAAGAAGGCUCUGGAAGAUGAAGAGAAUUACGUCGCUGAGACCCCUGCUGGUCUUGAAGAAGAUACUACGGAUGGAAACUCAGGAGAUGAGAAGACAGGUAAGGAGACAGAUCUUUGGGUUUCUCACAAAACUGUUUUCCCUGUGUUGUUGGAGAAACUGGGCAAGGCUCUUGGUGUUGACCCAAAUUACAUCCGUCUCUUCUAUAUCAACGAAGAGGACAAGCGCGUUCCUCUCUUCAGAUCAUCCCAGUACUUGCUUGCAAAUCUCCCUCCAUAUCGCAGGUUUACUUUUGAGUACGAAAUCCUGAGUAUAACUCUCGAAGAACUGGAAACUAUGAAGUUGGUGAAACUUUCUUGGAUAGGAUCAGGUAUAAACCAUGAACAGAAACACGAGUUCCUGGUUCCUGAUGACUCGACAGUUCAGACUGUGGUUGACCGCCUUCAACCACGGGUUGGGUUUAACGAAAUCAUCAAACAGGAUCUAAUGAUCUGGGCUUCCUAUAACCAUACAUUCCAAAAGCCGAUUUCGUUAGACUUCCCCGUGAUCGAGCUUGCCAGUCAUGAAGAGCUUGUCAUAGGUUUGUUUCCAGAGUAUACAAGCUUGUGGCAGGAGUUCAACUGGGGGAAGAUCGGUGAUUCUGACGGAAACUUGACCCUGGACAACACAAAGUUCAUUCCGGUAGUCCAAUAUCAGGACGACCCUCACAGGGCAACACACGGGUCACCUUUCAUAUUCUUGCUUAUUCAAGGUGAGAAGAUUGAGGCCACGAAGACACGGAUUCAGAAGAUCAUGGGGUUGGGAGCUAAGGAAUUCAGCAAAGUUGGCAUAUCACUACUAGGAAGGAACUUUAAACCGGUGAAUAUCCCCACGGAUAACCCCGAUAUUAUUCUUUUCAACGAAGCGAGAUCAGACACUUCACUUGGUCUGAACCAUCCUGACCCGACCGCCAAAAGACAUGAGAGAGCAAUUUUUAUUAAAAACUGA
Kuraishia capsulata CBS 1993 is the source of this 3681-nucleotide messenger RNA. RefSeq lists its product as uncharacterized. Lineage: Eukaryota; Fungi; Ascomycota; Pichiomycetes; Pichiales; Pichiaceae. The transcript has a single exon. Gene Ontology annotation, biological process: protein deubiquitination; regulation of protein stability. Gene Ontology annotation, molecular function: cysteine-type endopeptidase activity; cysteine-type deubiquitinase activity; protein binding. The coding region runs from base 1 to 3681 and encodes 1226 amino acids. Gene Ontology annotation, cellular component: nucleus; cytosol. The record is from RefSeq and is a predicted model, not a curated record.